AUGAAUAGGCCGAAAGUAUUUUCUAGACCAGGGGUCGCCAUCUUCUCCGGAUUCGCAGCUCUAGGAGCAGUGAUCGCGUAUGGAACCAUUGGAGCAGAGUACAAAAGGCUGCUUGCUGAAAGAGAGGACGUCGUAGCAGAAAUCAAGAGACUGCGGAAAGAUCUGAACAUCCAGGUUACUGACGAAGAGUACUGGCGUGAAAAUUUGCCUACAAGAAUGCGCUUCAUUGAUAUUGUGAGGUGGUUUACGGGAUAG
Molecule: messenger RNA, 255 nt
Organism: Cadophora gregata
Lineage: Eukaryota; Fungi; Ascomycota; Leotiomycetes; Helotiales; Ploettnerulaceae
Exons: 2
Coding region: 1-255 (84 amino acids)
Source: RefSeq, a predicted model, not a curated record